This is a messenger RNA of Chenopodium quinoa (quinoa), 2112 nucleotides long. RefSeq names its product psbP domain-containing protein 5, chloroplastic-like. NCBI's taxonomy places the organism in Eukaryota, Viridiplantae, Streptophyta, Magnoliopsida, Caryophyllales, Amaranthaceae. Bases 426 to 944 code for a protein of 172 amino acids. The record is from RefSeq and is a predicted model, not a curated record. The transcript is spliced from 9 exons.
UAAAAUUAUUUCUUGUUCUUGCGAUUCAUCAAUACCCACUUCAGUACUUGUGUUUUGCAAGAGGGAUUUGUUGCUCUUUGGCUUAUCUUCUUCUAUGGCCUUGAUUUUCCCUACUAACGGUGAGCUCAUUUUACUCUAAAUUUGUGUUUUUAUGCUAUUUUUGCUUAUUAUUGAUGUGGGUUUAUUUAUAUUGUAGUAUUUUUUUGGAAAAUGAUAUGUAGAAUCCUAAUAUUUAACUACUAUGGAGUAGAAAAUUAAGACAAAAAUAACACCAAUGGACGUGUGAUUUUGUUGUAAUUUCCCCGUAAUGGAGUGGCGAUACAUGUAUCAAAACCAAUUUUUUUAUUAAUAAAAAUAGUCAUUGAGUUUGGAAUUAUAUCGCUAAUUAAGUAGCUAAUGCUGCAGGAAUUGAUGCUGUAGAGGAAAUGAAAAUGCUUGAAUUUGUUGAUGAUUUAAAUGCCUAUUCUUACUCAUAUCCAAUGAAACUUCCCUCCAGAAAGCUUGCCUUUAAAUGGGUGGAAUCCAGAAAGCCAGAAAGAUAUUCAUCAGCUGCUCCUCUGGCCCCUAAUGCGCGGCUGCGUAUAGUGUCCGAGCGUGUUGACUUUAUCGACAAUGUCAUCAUAUCUGUUACGAUAGGCCCCUCCAAUCCAGAGUUCUUGAAAUCCAAGGAUAAGAGUACAUGGAAUCCGAAAGACGUUGCCGAUUCAGUAUUGUCUGACAAAUCUGCUUUGCGAGUUACAUCAACUCAAAAAUUGGCUGAGAGCUCCAUACUUGAUGCACAAUCAAAUGAAGUACUCAGAAUUUUGGUUGAUGGCGAAAGAUACUUGUUUUAUGAAUACUUGGUCCGCAAAUCACCAACCAAAUCUGCACAGGAGUCAAACAAUUAUAGACAAUAUGUUGCUCCUACAGCUGAGCAUGAUGGUAUGUUUCUGGCAUAUUGGUAGAGACCAGCCAUGGUUGGCCGGAAUCUUACCAACCAGUCCUUCCGAAACGUCACGAUAGUGGGUUCUCAAUCAACACAAUACUAAUAGUUCAAGCUCGAAGAAUUCAGAUUGACUAAUUUGUAAUUAAUACAAACUAGAAUUAUAACUGAGAAUGAUAGGAUUAUAAUUAAAAUAAUAGCUUGAGGCUAUCAAUCUCACAAGUAGCUUGAGGCUACAACUCUCCAAUGUGUUUACACUCCAAUUUCUGAAUGAAUCCUACAGGGCACAAGCCUUUCAUUAUAUUACAAAUUUGAUUUCCUCAAAUGCUAAAAAUAGAUAAUACAAAAGUAAGGAAACAAGAGUCUAAAGUCCUAUUUCCUCAACGGUGAAACAUCUGCUUUACUUUGUUGCCUUGCUCAAAAAUAGUUUCUUCCCAAAAGUAGUCUCCCCUUCUUGCAUGUUUGUUGUUUACUGCCUUGUGUCCCUGCUGCCUGAGUAUUUGCUGUUGCCUGCGUCUUCUUGCUGAUCAGUGUGCUGUUGCUGUUGUUGUUGCCUCAUGUCUUGUUGCUGCCCCAUGGUUUGUUGUCUUGGACGCCGAGUAUGCACCUGAAACCGUCGACCCGUCUGUUUUUUAUACACUCUGAACGCUUCAACUUUGAGCAAGCAGUGGGAAACUAUGGGACCUAUCUUGAAGAGAACGGCCAGCUCCUUUCGGCUUCUCCCCCCAACCGAAAAUUAUGGCCCUCCAUACAAGGAUCCGUGGAGGUUUUGGUGAUCUUUUUUCCAUCAACCAUCGGUUGUUCACUUGUUCUUGUCCCCUUCUCAGAGCAAUGUAAAUGUUUUUUCAUGCACAGCAGCCAGUGAGUCUGCAUGGCUCUUCUCUGAGAGAGAGCUGAAAUAUUACAAUGUAGGGCUUAUAUGUUGCUAUAUGUAGCUUGGAGAUAACUGAUUUUGUUGUUAUAUUGAAAGAAUUUUCAAAUAAGCACUUGUACAUUUUAUUCAUAGCAUUUCAGAGCAAGGUUCCUACUCGACAGAAAGACUUUAGAUUUCAGGUUGAUUGUCUUGAGGCAUAAUGUAUGAAUAAUACUUCAAAGCUGAGUUCGGGUUUAGAUCUCAACUCAACUCUCUCCGUAGUCAAUGAGCACGACCAACACUUAUUCUAUGAGUUGGUCUUGGUAGUAUUGGCUUA